AUAAAUUAGAAUACACUCUUUAUUAAUUUCUUUCCUUUUGGUUCUUUUAUCCAAUAAUCAAAAUAUGAGUUUUUUACAAUGCUGGUCUGAGCCAAUUGUCCGUGUCCAAUCUCUGUCCGAAAGCGGCAUCCGAAAAAUCCCUGAUCGUUUUGUGAAGCCGCCUUCGGGCAGUUAUUGGUGUAAUUUCACGGACUUGAAAACAACCUCAGUUAACAUACCUUUAAUAGACCUCAAAAACCUUAAUUCUUCGAGCGACGUUGUUCGCCAAGAAACAAUUGACCACAUUUCCAAUGCGUGUAGGGAGUGGGGUUUCUUUCAAGUGGCUAACCACGGAGUUAGCCACGAGCUUAUGGAGAAAACUCGUACUGUUUGGCACGAGUUUUUUCAGCUUCCACUUGAGGAGAAGCAAAAAUUUGCGAAUUCGCCGGUGACUUAUGAAGGGUAUGGUAGCCGUAUUGGUAUGGAGGUUGGUGCCAAAUUAGAUUGGUGUGAUUAUUUCUUUCUUCAUUAUCUUCCCGAAGCGUUGAGGGACGAAAACAAAUGGCCUUGUCCUCCCGUUUCAUGCAGGAAUUUGGUCUCAGAAUAUGGUCAAGAAUUGGUGAAAUUAAGCAGAAGAUUAACUAAAAUUUUAUCGAUAGGCGUUGGAUUAAAUGAAGAUUAUAUACACCAAAGUUUUGGAGGAGAUAAUGAAAGUAGUGCAUGUUUAAGAGUAAAUUUUUACCCAAAAUGUCCUCAACCGGACCUUACACACGGCCUUUCUCCCCACUCGGACCCUGGCGGCAUCACCCUUCUCCUCCCUGACACCGAUAUCCCCGGCCUCCAAAUCCGUCGUGGCAAUAACUGGUUAAUUGUUAACCCGAUUCCCAAUGCAUUCAUUGUCAAUAUUGGAGAUCAAAUUCAGGUGUUGAGUAAUGCAAUAUACAAAAGUGUGGAGCACAGGGUGAUUGGUAAUUCAAAGAAAGAGAGAUUGUCCUUAGCAUUCUUCUAUAAUCCUGGAGGUGACAAACUCAUCAAGCCUGCUAAUCAACUUGUCACAAAAGAUUGUCCUGCUUUAUAUUCUCCAAUGACCUUCAAUGAGUAUAGAUCUUUCAUCAGAACAAAAGGUCUUAGUGGAAAAUGUCAAAUUGAAUCCCUUAAGUCCCCUACAUAAUUUAUUACUUAAUUGGAAAGUUCUUAUAAUUAUUAAAUGUUCUAUAUAUAUAUAUAUAUAGAACAUUUAAUCUUUAUCAUUGUUGUUAUUGUUUUUAAUAAUCUAUCCUAGCAUGUAUGU
Molecule: messenger RNA, 1270 nt
Organism: Solanum dulcamara
Lineage: Eukaryota; Viridiplantae; Streptophyta; Magnoliopsida; Solanales; Solanaceae
Product: jasmonate-induced oxygenase 4-like
Exons: 3
Coding region: 65-1150 (361 amino acids)
Source: RefSeq, a predicted model, not a curated record